Exophiala bonariae is the source of this 1161-nucleotide messenger RNA. RefSeq lists its product as uncharacterized. The transcript is spliced from 5 exons. Bases 1 to 1161 code for a protein of 386 amino acids. Lineage: Eukaryota; Fungi; Ascomycota; Eurotiomycetes; Chaetothyriales; Herpotrichiellaceae. The record is from RefSeq and is a predicted model, not a curated record.
AUGGCGACUGUGGCAGAUGAAAAUCGCUUUGCACGAGUCACACCGGACAAUCAUGCUGGGUCUCUCUGGAUCGCUUCUUUACUAUGCUUGGUCUACUCCAUCAUGACCUUGGCGUUAAGGGCACACCUGAGAUGGAAGAUGUUUGGGAUGGACGACUACCUUGCAGUCGCUGCUGUGAUUUUCCAUGUCGGUGAGGUCGCGGCGACAAUAGUUGGCCUAGAUCAUGGAUUAGGACAAUCAGAAGAGCUAUUGAGCCGCAGCGAACUUGCAGAGGCCAGCAGGUCUGCCUUUGCUGCCCAAAUUUUGUUCAUGCUAUCAGCAGCAUUUGCAAAAGCCUCGACAUUAUUCCUCAUGAUGAGGCUGUUCAACCUAAGCGGCCCAAAAUCACAGAGUGAAACGAGGUCAAGGUCGCUGUAUAUAUUGGCUGUGACGAUUCUUGCGGUCGUAGGACUUUGGGCUCUCUUGUCAAUUGUGGCGGUUUCAGUCCAGUGCACGGUCAGCGACUUCAUCCUAGCCGACCAAGCCCAAUGUUCGCAUCAGUUUUUGCGAUGGCAAUUGAUCACAGCUUUUGACGUGGCAACCGAGUGCAUUCUCGUGAUUGUGUCAAUCAUGAUCGUCUGGCCUGUUCAACUUCUAUUCGCGCUGAAAUGCCAAGUUGUUCUUGCAUUUGCUUUCAGAUUACCUGUUGCAGCCAUUUCAAUUGUCCAUCUCAAAUACGUCUCGGACUACACGAUCUCCAGUAACCCGGGUAUUGCCCUCGUUCCAGUAUUGGUUUUGCAGCAAGUCCAGCUGAGCUGGUCUCUUAUUGCGGCAACCAUCCCGAACCUGAAGUCCUUCGUCAAGAGCUUCAGCAGCGGCUUUGGAAUUCAGCUCGACCCAUCGCUCACAAAUGCUUACGGAUCGGGUCGAAACGGUCGUGGCACUGGGUAUGAGCUUGGAUCCAUACGGCCAAAUGGAACCUCAAAAUCAAGAUCUGGAACCGGGUCAUAUAACGACAUUGAAAGACCAACAGCACUGCCACAGCAGAUGCAAGACGAUGGAAAGAAUCACCCACACGCGAGGGAUCAAGAGUCAAUCACCAGUGCAGGAAGCCAAGAUCACAUUAUUCGCAAAGAUGUUCAGUGGAAGAUUCACUAUGAGACCAAUAAUGGCAGAACUUGA